UCAGUAACUUGUCAGACGGCACGUCGCGCGCACGUGUGACGCGUCUCGCUCACACACGCUGGCAAUUGACCAAAAAAUGCUUUGAAUUCGCACAUCAUUUCCUAUUCGAAAACCAAACAGAGAAUUGUACAUUUGGAAUUAUGAUAGUUACGUAACUGUGUUUGAGGGGGAAAGAAAAAAGUGAAAAUCGUGAUUUAGAAAAAAAAAAAAGUUUAAAAUGGGUGUUAUGAGCAGAUGUGUUGUGGUUUUUAAGAAAUAUCCUCUUAUUAGAGGGAUGGCAUCGUACGCGAUCAUUUGGCCGACAUCUAGCUUAAUUCAGCAGACAUUUGAAGGGAAAACAAUAGAAAACUACGAUUGGCAACGCUGCGCACGAUACGGUGUUUACGGAUCAUGUUAUGUGGCACCCACGCUGUACAGCUGGCUGACCAUAGCCAAUAUAAUGUGGCCAGGGACCACACUCAGAGUAGGACUGAUCAAGACAUUAGUGGAGACACUUACGUACACACCAUUUGCAAUGUGCAGUUUUUAUUUCAUAAUGAGCAUGCUGGAGAUGAAGCCUUUCCACGAAGCGGUGGCAGAGGUUAAGGCAAAGUUUUGGCCGACUUACAAAGUGGGAGCUUCGAUCUGGCCUGCAGUAGCCCUCAUCAACUUCUGCCUGAUCCCGCCAAGGAACAGGGUCCCCUUCAUCAGCUGUUGCAGCCUUAUCUGGACCUGCUUCCUCGCGUACAUGAAGCAUUUGGACAAGGAGAAGGUCAAGAAGGGGAAAGUGUUGCCUGUGAUCAAGAUGAAUAUAUGAAGGGGUGAAUGAUGAUGUUUCGAACUGAAUCUCGGGAACUAUUUAAGCGGGAUCUGUAGUUAAUUUUUUAAAUUGAGGCUGUGUUCAUAGAUUGAUCGAAGUGAGAAAAUAUUUUUAAGAAGUAUUUUUCCAAUUUUUUUUUUUUCUUUUUUAUUUUAACUUAAGCCUGCAGAGUAUGGCUUAUUUUGACGUAUGGAAUGUAAAUCAUUGUAGACUACAAGUAUGGAGACGAAGACUUUAAGGAUAAGUAAAGUAAUAUUUGGCACAAAAUUAUAUGGUUCGUUAUUAAAACGGAUGCCAAAUACCAAUGAGAUAUUUUUAAGAAUUAUCUAUUACUAGAAAAAAUUACGCUUAGUCGGCAUUGGAAUAGGUACGUAAAUCCUAUAUUUAAAGAAGUCUGUUAAAAAUACAGGAGGUCUAUUUCUUAAAAACAAACUGUUCUUAUUUCGAACGGACACUGUUCGAUUUCCGAAUAUGACGUUAAAUCGUCUCGAUAAUUGCAAAAUUUAAAAAAAGUAUGUUCAAAUUGUUGUGACCUUCACAGUCUUACACGUGCCUCGAAAAUGUCCCGCACGAUCCGUUACGUCAGUUCGAAUCGUCACUGUUUACGUGUUAGCUAAUUGUAGACUUACAUAUUUAUUUUCAUUUAUGACCUGUGCAAAAUAGAGACAGACAGCCAGUUAUGUUUUCAAAUAUGGAAUACUAGAUGAAAUGUGCGCCUAAUUUUGUUUUUUUUUUUUUGUAGCUACUAGUGAGUAAAUGCUUUAUUGUUCACUAAAGGAUUACAUAUUAGCUUCGUAAUUCAAAAUGGAAUAUUAUUAGAAAAUGUUCUCUAGCAAUAUUUUCGUUAUUAAAAAUAAUUAUAACUUGUGAAAGUGAAGAAGAUAGCAAUACGAUAUACCUACUCUUUAUCAAUGCAAUUUUUCAUUUACAAAAAAAAUCCGAAGAUUUGUCGAAAAACAUAUUUUUAUAUGACGACAUGACAUGAUGACAUGAUGAUGGGUGUCAUCAUACCUUGGCCUUCUAUAAAACAAGAAUAAGAAAUUGAGAUAAUAGAUUACUUCAAAUUCGUUCAGUGUCAUAUUUGCACAGGCAUAUAGAUAAAUUUAUUUAUUUAAUUUAUGUAAGUGAAGCACAAGUAAUCUACUAGCUAAAUAAUUUAUUAUCAGGACAAAGUCCAAUAUGUAAAAAGAAUUUGUUAUAUGCCAAUGUUGAGUGAUUAUUCUUAUAUAAACCUAAAUUUGGCAUAUAUUUUUUAUUUUUUUUUAGAAUUGCAAUGUUGACAAAUGCAUGUCUUAUGUUCCCUCUCUAUUUACAUAAAAUCACGCGUCUUUCCCAGAGGCAGAGACUAUAUCUUCGACCACGAUUCCUGUAUACUUCUUUCGCUUCAUCCACAUUCAUAACUCUCUUGUGAUAACUCGAUGGUUUCGGGUACUCUUUAGCUGGUCUUUUGCCGGGACGUUGCCGUUGCCGAUUUGAUCAAGUUACGUUCGUCUAAGCUAUUUUCUAUCUCUUUAUUUAAGGUUAACCCCAAAAAUAGAAAGGAAAAAAAGAGAAGGAACAUAAGACAUAUGACUAUGUAACAUUCAUAAAUUUUAAGCAGAUCAUUUUAAUGUUUAAAAUAUUUCCUGCUAGACAACUUUUACGAAAUUGCUAAUAAAUUAUAGUCACACGUAUUUAACUAUUUGUUUAAGGAAAUUCUAGAUCUGUCGUGUUAUAAUAUAAUUAGUUCAUGACCUGUUAGUGCCUACAACAUCGAGUUUACUUUAAAAAUCAUAACCACCGUAUGUGAUGUUUAUAGAUCGGCCCUGAGUUUCAAAAGUUACACGUAAACGACCCUAUUUUUGAUGCCAUAUCGUCAACUCUAAUCAAAUUUCUUAUGUUUCAAGAUGUCUAAGAAAAAAAAACUAAUAUAUUUCUUUGAAAUACCUGGUUGACUGGAAGAAAUCCCUCACAGGGAUAAGUCCGCCCUUGUACGUCGUUAUUUUUUAUGUUUUUUAUGUAUUACUUAUAAUUUGUUAUGUACAAUAAAGAAUUUACAAACAAACAAACAAAAACCGUUUUCUAAAAUUGAGCCUCUUAUAUAAUUAAAUGUUUAUGAUUAUGAAAAAUCGUAAUCAUUUAUUCCUUGAAUAUGGUUACAAUUUGUCUACAUGCGUCUCUAAGGAAAUAAAGAUUUCAAAGGAAUACUAAACCAUGGAUAUUAGUUAAUUCGUAAAUUUUUCCUUUUAACAUCAGACCCUACAAAACCAAUACCAUAAAGAUUAAAAUAUUAACCGUUAAUAAAAUCAAUAUUUCUUGCUUUACAUUUUGAAUUCAGAAUCUAAUUUUCAAUUAAUACCUGCCCAUCUAUAAACAUCCAUAGCAGACAUUAGCUUAUUGUCAUUUAAAAUUAAUACAGACUCUUACAAUUCUUAUACCAGUGUAGUAAGGUUUAAAUUUUAUUAACAGUUAUUUUCGCAUGACACUGUACAAUUUAUUUUAUAGUACCUAAUGCUAUCUGCGAUAAUCUUGUGAUAAGUAGAUAUAGUGCAAAGCACUUUCCAUAUAAUAUCAUAAGACUAUUUCUCGACCGGUGGAGCUAAUCAGGAUUCUCAAUCGCAACUAAUAUAAUAAAUAUUUAUUUUCUCUUACGCCUUUUUAGGCGAUGGGGUAGCAACAUGUCACUAUUUGAAUCAUAAUUCCAUCUUUAAGCCAUACCCCAUAAAGGAUAGAGUCGCGUGAUUAUAUGUAUGUUUUGAAUAACCUUCCUGAGUAACUAUUCAUUUAAUUUGAUAAGGCAUAUGUUCCAUCAGGGCUCUCCAUCGGAAUCGAGGAGAAAUAUAAUAAAAAAACGCGACAUAAUAAAAUGGAGUAUCAAAGUUUUGUAAUAUACCUAAAUUAAGUGCACUUGCGAUGUGACUCCACGAGAUUUUUGUUUUAUGACUAAUGUAUAUUAUCGAAUUUAGAUUAGAUAUUACUAUCAAUGUUUCCUUAUUGUGUGUGUUUGAGUGACGAAAUUACAAUUCGACACGCAAUUUAGACUGCAGAUCAUAUUUUGUCAUAUUAUUAUGUCACCUACCGGCUGACACACAUUUAAUGAAAAAAAAAUACGUAACAAAAAAAAUCAUGCAACAUCGUGCAACAGAUAAAAGAAA
Molecule: messenger RNA, 3933 nt
Organism: Amyelois transitella
Lineage: Eukaryota; Metazoa; Arthropoda; Insecta; Lepidoptera; Pyralidae
Product: mpv17-like protein
Exons: 4
Coding region: 218-796 (192 amino acids)
Cellular component (GO): cytoplasm; membrane
Source: RefSeq, a predicted model, not a curated record